AUGGUAGGAUGGCGCCGAUGCUUAAGCACGUCGGUGACGUUCACGCCGGUGAGUGGCAAGGGUAGACUCAAGAUCCCCUUGAUGAAAAGUCCAUCUCAUCUCGGCCAUUUUACGUCACGAGUCAAUCGCAUGUACAAUGAAGAUCGAUACAGUGCUGGAGUUCUUGAUGUCAAUGGGUCGAAAAUCUUCAAUUUCAACAUCUUUGAUGGCCACGGAGGCGGACAGUGUUCUGACUUUCUCACAGACAAUUUGAGCCAGCAUGUGGAGAAUGCCAAUGGACUUGCUGCCGUGGAUGAAGCCGGUGACAAGCCUCGUGAAAAACUAAUCAAAACCUAUGCAAAAAACGUUGGCGGGUACUGGAAGCGAUGGUUUCGCCACCGCAAGCAAAACUUUGCUGGAAUGGCCAAAUCUGGAGUCCAAUUGAGCAAAAUCGACCACUCGCUGGAUCUCGGGAUGCGGAUACCAAUGUCGUUUUUGGAGGCCGACUAUGCGUUUUUCGGCCAGGAGGACAACCGCCUGGGGUCCACGUGCACGUCAGUGUUUUUACAGACGAUUUUCAGCGAAGACGGGGCGUCGGGAACGAAAGAACUGUACUAUUUCGGCCGCAAAACGGUUUCCCUUCUCAGCGUGGCCCAGGUGGGCGACACAAAAGCGAUCUUGGUGGACAAAAACGGUGACGCCCAUGCAUUGACGGAGGCGCACCAUCCUUCGAACCCAUUGGAGGCUUCUCGGUUGAGAAAAUACGCUGCUAAUUUCUUCAUGACAGACUCGUUCGGUGAAGAACGGUUUAUAUCGCUUGCUAAUACCCGGGCGUUUGGCGACGUCGAGUUCAAGCAGAUGGGGGUCACGGCAGAGCCGGAUAUCUCGCAAUACAUCAUUGGUGACGGCCAAGUAAUCAGGCACAAACUUACCGCCGAUGAAAUCAAAAAUUACACCGUAGGAGGACUCGGCGGCGACGAAAGUUUCUUGGUUUUAUGUACCGACGGUGUCACUGGCGUCCUAACCGACCAGGAAAUAGCCGACAUAGUCAUGGUCCAUGUGAACAUGAAGGGGACGCCGCGGGCGACGCCCCAAGUGGGAGCAGAAGAGGUGAUUAAAUUUGUGGAAUACGUGGGCGGCGACGAUAACGCUACAUGUAUGGUGAUCCGGUUGAGUGGGUGGGGCCACUGGCCCAUCGAGGACCGAACCGGCGAACUUCGUCAGCAACGCAUGAACGAUGGAAGAAGACUGGACCGAUAG
Messenger RNA from Meyerozyma guilliermondii ATCC 6260, 1239 nucleotides. It is a transcript of the gene PTC6, whose product is annotated as type 2C protein phosphatase. Gene Ontology annotation, molecular function: protein serine/threonine phosphatase activity. NCBI's taxonomy places the organism in Eukaryota, Fungi, Ascomycota, Pichiomycetes, Serinales, Debaryomycetaceae. Gene Ontology annotation, biological process: protein dephosphorylation. The transcript has a single exon. Bases 1 to 1239 code for a protein of 412 amino acids. The record is from RefSeq and is a predicted model, not a curated record.